Linum trigynum is the source of this 5415-nucleotide messenger RNA. The record is from the annotation of a GenBank genome assembly. Lineage: Eukaryota; Viridiplantae; Streptophyta; Magnoliopsida; Malpighiales; Linaceae.
UUUUGCAAAGCACACCAGAAACCUCCUAAUGCAAACCACAAACACGGUAAAGCAAACCAAAAACAUCAUAAUGCAGACAACAAGUAUAUUAAAACAAACGAGAAACCUAGCAAAUCAAACCACAAAAUUUUCGAAAGCACACCAGAAAUUUCUUAAUGCAAACCAGAAACCUCCUAAUGCAUACCACAAAUCUCCUAAAACAAACCACAAACCUCACAAACCAAACCACAACAUUUACGAAAGCACACCAGAAACCUCCUAAUGCAAACCACAAACACAAUAAAUCAAACCACAAAAAAGCAAACCAUAAACGUCCUAAUGCAGACCACAAAUAUAUUAAAACAAACCAGAAACCCCUCAAUGCAAACCACAAAAUUUUUGAAAGCAAACCAGAAACCUCACAAUGCAAACCACAAAGUUUUUGAAAGCAAACCAGAAACUUCUCAAUGCAAACCACAAACACGAUAAAGCAAACCACAAAAGGCAUACAAAAAUAUGAGAAACCAAACCAUAAAUCUCACAAUGCAGACCAUAACAUCCGGUGGUCGUUGGCCGUUGACCGGUCAACGAAGUUCGUUGACCGAACUCCGGUGACCGUCAGUGACCGGAUUCCGGCGCCGAUAAGCAUAUUCCAGUCCCGAUGACUAGAUUUCGAUGCCGGUAAGCAUAUUCCGACGCCGGUAAGCAUAUUCCAGCGACGGUAAGCAUAUUCCGAUGACAAAAUAGCAUAUUCCUGCGACAAAAAGCAUAUUCCGGUGACCGGCGACCAUUUUCCGGCGACCGGUGGCAGAAUUCCGUCGACCAAAUUUUUGGGCAGAAAAUAAAAAUAUUUUUUUAUUUUUUAAACAGAUUUUUCAUAAUGACAAUUAUACCCCUGCUUUGAUUUUACACUAGGUCAACUCAUCUAAUAAAAAGUCAUCAGAAUCCUAGCUUCCUAUUGGUUGGAGGCUAGUGUUGUUACAAUAACAACACAAGGGGUGUUGUUAUAGUAUCUAGUCCCGUCGAUCCAUGACUCAAAUCCUUUUCUCCAUACCAAGCCCUAAAGAGGUUCAAUUAAAUUAAUGGAACGCCCGAGCCAAUGUGAAUGACACUCUUUACAACUUAAAUGCCCAUCUCCAUUUACUAUGACUCCAUUUUCUUUGAGCUUCCAAAAUGGAAUGCACUAUGCAUAUCUGUAGAAAUAAAACUGUAUUUGUAGGGUUAAUUGCACCAUCUACCACUUAACUUAACUAUUUGUUGCACGUUAACCACCUAAGUAAUUUACGUUGCAACUAAACCAUUUAUGUUACCUUCCUGUUGCAACUAAACCAUUUCCAUCCACUGAACUAACGGUAGGUGCCAAACGGUAAUUUUCCAUGCCACGCGGGCUGCCAUGUCAGCUCAUGCAGGGUGAGUCACAUGUAGGCCACCAUAUAUUUGGGCCCACAAAACCCAAACAAUUCCUGCAAUUAGCAAUAGGUGCAGGUUUACAACAACUUUCAAAGUUUAUUCCAGGAGUCAGGAGUUGAAACGUCGACGCCCUUCCCUGCACAUAACAACAACAAAAACAUCAAGCUCUUACUUGGUGAGACUAUCGCCACAAGAAGGAAGAAAGAUUGGCUCAAGCUGUUACGGUAAGUUAUCUCUACCCUCUGCCGCAAUACUCUGUUUGUUAUCUUACGCAGGCUAUCGCAAUUGUAAUUAUAUGGUUCUUCCUGUGGUUCGUUGCUUCUUAUUGGUAGGGAAUCAAAACGACAGGCGAAGCUUUCUUUGGCUAUGUUCUUCUUCUUCUUCUUCUUCUUCUUCUUCUUCUUCGUUGUCGAUUGAUGGAGCAAUAGGUGAGUGAAUUCUGACCUCUCGGGUUGUUGCUCUGUUUUUCGACUAUGUUUUUCAUCUUCAUUGUCGGCUGAUGAAUGAGUGAAAAAUGCUGAUUAAACCACUCCAAGCUCAUGUUUUCUUGUUGUUUGAGUUUUAAAAAUGCGUUCAAGCAUUAGGGAAGUAGGGGAAACUGAACAAAUUCCGAUAUAUGGUGAGUUUUGCAAUUAAAGGUUGCUGGGUUUUUCUUCUCCUGCCAUUUUCCAGCUACAAUUUGCUCUUCUCCUGCCAUUUUCCAACUGCAAUUUGCUGCUGUAAUUGUCAAUUUGUUGCUGUUAUUUAGUUACAUAUACCUAUAGUUUUUGUUUUUGUUUAGGACUGAAAGAUGAUAAUUUCACAAUCGAACUUCAUUAUAAGAGAGAAAUGGUGUACAUACAUGAAGACAUAUGUUAUUUUGAAGGUGAAGUUAUAUAUUUGGAUUGGAUUGAUCCAGAAGAGAAGAAGAUUGGAGAAUGGAGGACGAACUUUCGCGUUGGAGUAGAGAAGAGAAUAGAAUAAAAGAGGAUUGGAGUUAGAACAAGAAGAGAGGAAGAGAUUUACGUCUCUAGUUAGGGUGGUUUGCAAUUUUGGAAGGGUUUUUUGGGGGAAGGUUUUGGGGAAAAGAAGAAUAAUAAACGGGUCUGGAAGGGUUUUUUUGGGAAGGUUUUGGGAAUAGAAGAAUAAUAAACAUGCUAUAUUUAGUCGACGGAAAUGAUGUGGCAGGAGCUGAUGUGGCAGCCCGCGUGGCAUGAAAAAUUACCGUUCGGCACCUACCAUUAGUUUUGUGGACGGAAAUGCUUUAGUUGCAACAGGAAGGUAACGUAAAUGGUUUAGUUGCAACGUAAAUUACGUAGGUGGUUAACGUGCAACAAAUAGUUAAGUUAAGUGGUAGAUGGUGCAAUUAACCCGUAUUUGUACAUGUAGCUAAUCCAAACUGAUUUAGAAUUUCCAUGGUUGUCAUGCCGGCCGGCGUGCCACCGGUUGUACCGGGUUCAAUCGGUACCGGUCAUAAAACCGGCGCGACACCACCUGUAUGACCGGCAUAAUCGAUAUAAGAAUCUCUAAGUAAAAUGACUUUAUUUUAGAGAAUUUAAUUAAUAAAAUUUAUUUUAUUAUUUAUUUUAUGAGUAUAAAAGUUAACUAUUGAUAUUAUUUGUUGGAUUCAAGUAUAAAUGCUUAGGUAUUGACGUUAAAUGUCAUGUUUGAAUAUGAGUAUUUAUAAUUUUAUUUGUAAUAUUGACCGGCAUGAACCGGCACAAAUCGGUAUGUGCCGCCGGUUGAACCAUUCCACUUGCUAAACCGGCACACUGGCAUAAACCGGUUUGACAACCUUGAAUUUCCAAACACAUGGAUUCAAUAAAAUACUUGCGAACUUGAGUUGGUGUCUAGGGAAUUUCGCACCGCUUUUCUCGGAGAGUAAACAGGAAACCGGCGUCUAGGAUUUGUUUCUUCGAAAGGUUUCUGACAGCCUGAUGGCGGCUCCGAUGCUGCCCCCAGCCCCUUCUAGGGGGAGCACAAACCCCCGGAUCCAAAUUUAGGAGUCCGGUGACCACCAGACAUCUCAUCAUUGCCGGAUGGGAAAAAGCUAGGGAAGCGCGGCACCCAAAGAAACGUGCCCGACCAUUGAAUAUGUCGGAUGAUAACUUUGAUAUGGAGACAGUGAUUAUCGACGAUAUAACUGAUGAGGAGGAACUCAAUCCUAUGGGGGAGGAAUGGCAACCGAAACUGGGUUUGCACCAAGACCUACAGGGGAAUACAAAGUCGCAGACAAACGAUCGUAAACAGCCAAUGGCCUGGGGUGAAAAUAAGAAGAAGUUAUUCAGCGAAGCGGUCCAAGAAGUAGAAUGGUAUGUUGCAGAAUCCGACUCAGAAGAUAUAGCUGAAGCAGUGAAGGAGGAUGACUGAAGAAGUUGAUCCUAGCGAGGUGGAUCCCAAGUGCCCGACUGUGCAUUUUAUCACCGUUUGAAUGGCACAAAUAUAGACAUGAGUGGCGUUCAGCUAUUGUAGUCAAAUUUCUUGGUCGUUCGUUCCCAUAUCCAGUAGUGGCUAAACGUCUAAAUAUGUUGUGGACCAAAUUCGGAAUCAUCCAAGUAACGAAGAGAGGGUAUGGCUACUAUCUUGUUCGAUUUACGAGUAAACUUGACUACGAACAUGCUCUCAUGGAAGGACCGUCGAUGUUGGGUGAUCAUUAUCUUACUACGCACCCUUGGUGGAAGGGGUUUAGCCCAAAUCAUCAUACCAUAAACUCGACUCUUGUCUGAGUCCAGAUGUCGGAUCUACCCAUUGAGAUACACCAUUCGGAAGCAGUCCUACGCAUAGCUGGCUGUGCGGGAAAACCAUUUUGUUUGGAUAGAGCAAUAGAAACUGGAACCAGAGCUAAAUUUUCCAAAGUUUCCGUUGAAAUUGAUCUGACCAAGAAGCUUAUCUCAAAAUUCAAAGUCGCAGGAAUUGAAUACGAAUUUCAGUACGAGGGCUUAACCAAUAUUUGCUUUCAUUGCGGGAAAUAUGGACAUUCACAACCCCGCUGCCCUAGCCUGCACAUGGAGGAGUUGGAACCUCCACAGCCCAACAUAGAAAAGAAUUCUAACGAUAGGCAUGAGGAACAAUAUGGAGAAUGGAUAAUAGCCAAGAGAAGAGCUCGUCGUCCAACAACACGCCAAAAUGCAGAGGCUGGUGGGUCACAACAUCAGAAUAAUAAUACACUUGUGUAAGCCAGACCAUCGGGAUCUAGAUUUGCAGCGCUAGCAGACGAUGAAGGGAUCACUCGGCCCACAGGGAAGCCAUCUAGUCAUGCAUCCCAAAGUGAUAAAACUACGUGAAAAUCGACCACUACCCCCUCCCCCGGCGCCAGCAAAGUGUGGCAAGAAAAAAGUGCUAAGGUUGUUCAGAGUACCUUUUUCUGGAACGUGAGGAAAGUGUGCCUAUGCAUGAGAAUGCACAAAUGACGAGGAUGUAUGUCACAAGCAAGCUUAAUGGAGGACAAGAUGCAACGAACGACCCAACAACUGAUGUCAAACUGCUCAGCCGAAAUCCAAUGAAUUAGCUACAACUUCAAGUUGGGCAUCCCGGAGAUGACAGUGAACAAGUCCCUGAUGGUGGCUCUCAAGCAAUUGAUACUACAGAAUAGGUGAACCGCAUCAAAAAGCUAUCGAAUCCUCCUGGUACCUUCUAGCAAGCUCACUCUAUCAUUUCAAGGAAGGAGCCCGAUUAAACAAAAGAGGCGAUGACAGAUUGCGAGCAAGUCGGAUGGCGAAACUCAGCUAGCGAGUGUCCUCAAAGGGAGAGCCCUCUGCUGACGGCUUCCUCUCAUGAUCAAUAAAGGGGCGGACUGUCCAACUACCCUACCAGGUUUCUCAUGGAUGUAAUCUUUGCAUGGAAUUGUAGGGGGCUGGGAGCAAAAGCUUCCUACGUGUUCUCAAGGAAUAUCGGAGCAAGCAUAGUGAUGACUCGGUAUUUGCACAUGUUUUCCCCUUUGUUUCUUGAUUGUUUGAGCUUGAAUUAUUGCGUCUUUGGCCUAUUUUAUGCUAGGUUGUAUUCCCUUGUCCCAUUUCAGGUCCUAGCACAUAAAGUGAAGCAUAGGCG